This is a messenger RNA of Hippopotamus amphibius kiboko, 2270 nucleotides long. RefSeq names its product YTH domain-containing family protein 3-like. Lineage: Eukaryota; Metazoa; Chordata; Mammalia; Artiodactyla; Hippopotamidae. Gene Ontology annotation, cellular component: cytoplasm. Gene Ontology annotation, molecular function: mRNA binding; N6-methyladenosine-containing RNA reader activity. Gene Ontology annotation, biological process: mRNA destabilization. The record is from RefSeq and is a predicted model, not a curated record.
GAGAGGGGAGGAGAGCGUGCAAGCGGAAGAGACGGGCCCCUUCCACCGACUCCCGAGCGCCAGGCCCUCUUUCUGGCUUCUCAGCGAGCCGGCGACAGCGGCGGCGGCUGGAAGAGUCUCCCGGCCGAGGGCGGCAGCCAACUGCUGUGAGUGCACGGGGAGAGGCCCAGGCGGCGGCGGCGGCAGUAGCAGCAGCAGCGCUCGGGUUGCGGUGAAGAAUGUCAGCCACUAGCGUGGAUCAGAGACCUAAAGGGCAAGGAAAUAAAGUUUCAGUACAAAACGGUUCGAUUCAUCAAAAAGAUGCUGUAAAUGAUGAUGAUUUUGAGCCAUACUUAAGUAGCCAGACAAAUCAGAAUAACAGCUAUCCACCCAUGUCAGAUCCGUACAUGCCUAGUUACUAUGCUCCAUCCAUUGGAUUUCCAUAUUCUCUUGGGGAAGCAGCAUGGUCCACGGCUGGAGACCAACCUAUGCCAUAUCUGACAACCUAUGGACAAAUGAGUAAUGGAGAACAUCACUAUAUACCAGAUGGUGUGUUUAGUCAGCCUGGGGCAUUAGGAAAUACCCCUCCAUUUCUUGGUCAACAUGGAUUUAACUUUUUUCCUGGUAAUGCUGAUUUCUCUACAUGGGGGACAAGUGGAUCUCAGGGACAAUCAACACAAAGUUCUGCUUAUAGCAGCAGUUAUGGCUAUCCACCUAGUUCUCUUGGGAGAGCUAUUACGGAUGGACAGGCUGGAUUUGGCAAUGAUACUUUGAGUAAGGUGCCUGGCAUUAGCAGUAUUGAGCAAGGCAUGACUGGACUGAAAAUUGGUGGUGACCUGACAGCUGCAGUGACAAAAAAUGGAGGAACAGCUUUGAGCAGCAGUGGUAUGACUAGCAUUGCAACCAAUAGCGUGCCCCCAGUUAGCAGUGCGGCGCCUAAACCAACCUCCUGGGCUGCCAUUGCCAGAAAGCCUGCCAAACCUCAGCCGAAACUUAAACCCAAGGGCAAUGUGGGAAUUGCUGUGCCACCACCUCCUAUAAAACCCAACAUGAAUAUUGGAACUUGGGAUGAAAAGGGGUCAGUGCCACCACCAUUGGUGCAAAGCCAACUGCCUCAACCGCAGCCUCAGCCACCACAACCACAGCAGCAACAAGGACCUCAGCCACAGGCCCAGCCUCACCAAGUGCAGCCCCAGCAGCAGCAGCUGCAGAAUCGCUGGGUCGCUCCUCGAAACAGGGGGGCUGGCUUCAACCAGAACAAUGGAGCGGGCGGUGAAAACUUUGGUUUAGGUGUUGUUGCUGUCAGCGCUUCACCUUCAAGCGUAGAAGUGCAUCCAGUGCUGGAAAAGCUAAAGGCCAUAAACAACUAUAAUCCCAAAGACUUUGACUGGAACCUGAAGAACGGACGUGUGUUUAUCAUUAAAAGCUAUUCGGAGGAUGACAUACACCGUUCCAUUAAGUACUCUAUCUGGUGUAGUACUGAGCACAGUAAUAAGCGUUUGGAUGCAGCUUACCGUUCCCUGAAUGGGAAAGGCCCACUCUAUUUGCUCUUCAGUGUGAAUGGCAGUGGACAUUUUUGUGGAGUGGCUGAGAUGAAGUCUGUUGUGGACUACAAUGCGUAUGCUGGUGUCUGGUCUCAGGAUAAGUGGAAGGGCAAAUUUGAAGUUAAAUGGAUCUUUGUCAAAGAUGUUCCCAAUAACCAGUUACGGCAUAUUCGCUUAGAAAAUAAUGACAACAAACCAGUUACCAAUUCAAGGGACACUCAAGAGGUACCCCUAGAAAAAGCUAAGCAAGUGCUUAAAAUAAUUGCUACUUUCAAGCAUACCACCUCAAUCUUUGAUGACUUUGCACAUUAUGAAAAGCAUCAAGAAGAGGAGGAAGCCAUGCGUAGGGAGAGAAAUAGAAACAAACAAUAACCAUAUGAAGAUGUCCUGUUAGAAUUACAACACUAAUGAUGUAGACUCUGGAAAUGCCUAAUAAGUCAAAGAAGAUGUUAUUAAAGCUUUUUUCUGCUUAAGGUGACAUCUUUGAACUCUAACACAGAAAUGACUCUUCUUGUAAUGGUUUUCAUCAGCGCACCUGCCCUUAUGCUCUCACCAAACACACUUGAGAACUGUAACUUCGUCAAGCACUUUCUGUCCUGAAGCUUUUACCAGUAUCUGCUGUCUUUUGUAAUUAUGCAUCCUAGCUAAGGCACAGAAGACUGAAUGAAUGCGAGGAUUCAUUAACUCUUUGAAUUUGUUAAAUACUAACAGUUAACCAUUAGAAGUGGUUCAAUGAUGUAAGAGUCA